AUGCGAUGGCCUAAGGCUCUCCAACGUCUACCUCAUCUCCCUCACGUCCGGUUGUUAUCAGGCUAUGUCUCUACUCUACCUAUAAUCAACAUUCCCAACUCCACCAUCUACGAACUCGGCUCGCAAACGCCCACCUUACACUCCAUUUCCCUCGUUGUUCAUCCGCACGAGUCCUGGGCCGUCGUCAGCGCCGACGCGGCGGCAGGCAAGGCCGCCUUGUUUGGCGCACUCACCGGUACGCAUCGUCUCUCGCCUCCCGCUCCGCCACCCGGAGGGCUCUUCCCGUUCCUGGAGGAUGCAGACCCGCAUAGGUUUGUGCAGAUGGUGCGGUUCGCUCAUCGGGGCAAGGCAACGGGUGACGGGUUCUACGACUUCACGGCGCGGUACGGCGCGGUGAGGGAGGGUGACCGGCAGACGUUGCGAGAGACAUUCUUCCCGGACAUCGCGAAGCCGCUGCACCCGCUCGCGAUCCCGGACCUGGUCGAAAACGCGGAGAGUGAGCCACAGACAGAGGCGGAUAGGGAGGCGAAGGAGAGGAGGCAGGCGUGGUUUGAGUUCCUGUCCGGGAGGCUGCGGCUGACGAACCUGCUGGACUUGCCGAUGGUUGCAUUGAGCAACGGGCAGACGAGGCGGGCAAGAAUCGCGAAGGCGUUCUUGGAGGACCCGAGGUUGUUGCUGUUAGAUGAACCAUUCACUGGACUUGACGUGCAAUCUCGUGCAAUCCUGCUCGCGCUGCUUGAGGAACUCAAGAGGAAGCCAGGCUCACCCCAUGUCAUCAUGGGACUUCGUGCGCAAGAUCCGCUGCCCGACUGGACGACACACGUAGCCCUCAUCGAGGAUGGCGGCAAGGUGCACGCCGGGAAGAAAGAGGAGGUCUAUCCGAACCUCUUCACUCCCUCCGCGCCGCUUGCGUCGUCCUCGGCGACGCACAAGAGGGAGGACGCUUACAGGGAACGCACCAAGGGCGACGCGCUCAUUGAUAUCACCAGUGUGAACGUCGAGUACGGCCCUCGCAAGAUACUGUCGUCUAUCAAUUGGACGAUCCGCGCGAACUCACGCUGGCAUCUCAUCGGCGAGAACGGCGCAGGCAAGACGACGCUCUUGGCGCUCCUCACGGGCGAACACCCGCAGUCGUACACGCAGUCCGACAACCUACGUUUGUUCGAUCGCCAGCGCGCGGAGUGGGCUACGCCGUUCUUGCACAGGCGCAUCGGGCGUGUUUCCCCCGAGCUAUUUAACGCGUACCCCCGUAGGCGGGGUCUCACGGUUUGGGACACGAUUGGGACUGGGUUCGACGGCGGGUUCGUACCUAAAGGCCAGCGGGGGGUCGGGACGGGCAGGGACGGAGAGCCUCUGCUGGCCGGCGGGGCGGAGGAGGAAUGGCGCGUCAGCCGCAUGCACGAGGUGAUGCGCAACCUCGGCCCCAGUCAGUGGCAUGCGCACCCGGAGACACUGCCAGAUGAAGAAUUCUUCAAGCAGUCUUUUGCGGAGCUGUCGCCCGGGGAGCAGUCGAUGGUGCUGCUGAUGCGUGCGCUGGUGGGCGCGCCGCCGCUUGUCUUGUUGGAUGAGGCGUGGGCGGGGAUGGACAAAGCAAUGGUGCAGGCAGCGCAUCGAUAUCUCCGUGAUGGAGGUGGGGGGCUGACGGAGGAACAGGCGUGUGUCGUUGUGAGUCAUUGGGAGGAAGAGGUUCCUUGGGGGCCUGAAGAGGGCGUGGAGAGGUACAAAUUGGAUGGUGGGGAAGGAAAGCAGAUAUUCCCUUAG
Molecule: messenger RNA, 1761 nt
Organism: Dichomitus squalens LYAD-421 SS1
Lineage: Eukaryota; Fungi; Basidiomycota; Agaricomycetes; Polyporales; Polyporaceae
Product: P-loop containing nucleoside triphosphate hydrolase protein
Exons: 2
Coding region: 1-1761 (586 amino acids)
Molecular function (GO): ATP binding; ATP hydrolysis activity
Source: RefSeq, a predicted model, not a curated record